AUGGAUCUCGAGGGGAUCGCGAGCAACGAGAUCACUUUCGUGGCGGCGCUGGUGGCGUGCUGCGAUUGCCCCGGAUCCCUGGCGCUGGGAAAGCAAAUCCACGAGAGGAUCAUCGCCGGUGGACUGGGAUCCAACGUUUUCCUGGCGAAUUCGCUGGUCACGAUGUAUGGGAGGAGCGGCGAGGUGGCGGUGGCGGAGGCGGUGUUUAGAUCCAUCCGCCGCCGCUCGCUCACGUCCUGGAACUCGAUGCUCGCGGCAUAUACCCAGAACGGGCAUUCCAGCGUGGCACUGGACGUCCACGUCAGGAUGGACCACGAGGGCGUGGCGUCGGACGAGUUCACGUUUGUGACGCUGCUGGACGCGUGCGCCAUGGCCGGGACGCUCCAGCUGGGCCGGCAGAUCCACGACCGUACAGCCGCGAUGGGCCUCAUGGCCAACGGGUUCGUGGCCACGGCGCUGCUGGACAUGUACGGCAAGCGGGGCAGCCUGGGCGAGGCGCGGGCGGUGUUCGACCGCCACUGUACGGGAAGCGUCGUGGCGUGGACGGCCAUGGUCGCGUCGUACGCCCAGCACGGGCGGUCCGCGGAGGCGCUGGAGCUGUACGGCUGCAUGGCGCUCGAGGGCCUCGCCCCAAACAGCGUCACCUUUGUAAACAUCCUCUCGGCGUGUAGCUACUAUGGAAUGGUGGAUCAGGGAUGGGAGUUCUUCGCUUCUAUGAGAGGAGAUCACGGGAUUUGCCCCGAGGCUGUGCAUUUUGGGUGCAUGGUUGAUGUUUUGUCCAGGGCGGGUCAGCUGGAUCGAGCUGAGGAGCUGCUCGAGAGUUUGCCACCUUUCCUGACCGCGCAGCUGAGCCUGUUGGGCGCUUGCCAGCUGCAUGGGGAUUUGCAAAGAGGGUGGCGGGUGUCGCACAGAGUGCAUGGGGAAUGUAGGGAGAAGUACGAGGACCCAAGGGGUACAACUAUGAACUUAAACUCCCUACACUCUCUUGAGCUUGAAGUUGCAGCUCCUCCAUUUGAGCUGAUGGCUUUCUUCUCCACACCGCCCGCGCCAUUGCAUUGGGGCGCUGAUGCUAGGGAAUGGAUCGACAGCAGCUGGAGUAGGGAAGGGAGGGAUCUCGAGGGCAAUGCGAUGGAGGGAUCGGUUACGGAGCGCGGGAAGUUGAGGCAACGCCGUUGCAAUGGCGGGCAGUAG
This is a messenger RNA of Selaginella moellendorffii, 1191 nucleotides long. RefSeq names its product pentatricopeptide repeat-containing protein At4g21065. NCBI's taxonomy places the organism in Eukaryota, Viridiplantae, Streptophyta, Lycopodiopsida, Selaginellales, Selaginellaceae. Gene Ontology annotation, biological process: RNA modification. Gene Ontology annotation, molecular function: RNA binding; protein binding. The record is from RefSeq and is a predicted model, not a curated record. The transcript is spliced from 3 exons. Bases 1 to 1191 code for a protein of 396 amino acids.